Strongylocentrotus purpuratus (purple sea urchin) is the source of this 2387-nucleotide messenger RNA. Its product is annotated as semaphorin-1A. The record is from RefSeq and is a predicted model, not a curated record. The coding region runs from base 276 to 2363 and encodes 695 amino acids. Gene Ontology annotation, biological process: negative chemotaxis; axon guidance; neural crest cell migration. The transcript has 18 exons. Gene Ontology annotation, molecular function: chemorepellent activity; semaphorin receptor binding. NCBI's taxonomy places the organism in Eukaryota, Metazoa, Echinodermata, Echinoidea, Camarodonta, Strongylocentrotidae.
GUCGUUGAAGCGGAACGGGAACUAAUGACUGACGAUGUGCGCUUAGCUUAGCUGCUACAGAAAACUCACUCAGAGAUUUUGGUAAAAUUUGUACACUGAUGUCGGAAGUGAACAUGUAACAUCAUAUAACGUUUCCCUUCGUUUCCUAUAGGUUUAUAUGGUGGAUUGUCCUCGGAAAUAGUGUAUUUGUCGUGUUGAUCCUGCGUGAUAGCGUGUCAUAGACGUGUAGAUUUGCAAUUGUAAAUUUGUGGAGCCCCAUCUACUUGAAUUUGUGUAUGGAGUAUCUGCAUCACACAACAAUGGAGCUGUUGAUUGUAUGUACAUGGAUCUUAUCAAGUUUGGUGAUCCAAGGUCAUUCCAGUACCCCAAUCAUUGCUACUCUACCAGCAGAAGUUGCAGGAGUGGAGAAAGUAUAUUCUAAACCUGGUACGAUGGGUUUUCGUAUUCUAUGGAGUGAAUCAAAUAGCGCCCUCAUUGGUGGAAGGGAAACGCUGCUCACAUUAAAUCAUAACGAUCCACACAAUCUUACAAUGAAUAUAGAGGAAUUCAAAACGUGUGACAAUGGAAAUGCAUUUAUCCAGUGUCGUGCUCGUACAACAUUUAAAAGUGAUAGAGACUGUUUCAACUUUAUAAGGAUUGCUGAGAUAAUGACCAAUAACAUGCUGCUGGUGUGUGGAACCAAUGCCCUCAAUCCAAGAUGUUACACCUGUAAUGUAACGAGAAAUAGUGCGGGCAUAGAAGGAGUAAGUUGUCCAGGACCUAGAGGUGAGGGAACAUGUUCAUUCAGUACUGCACAAGGUCACGGGACUGUGGAUGGCACUGGGAUAGCACCCAAACACUGGGAACUGAACGCAACUUCACAAUAUUCCGAUGGUCAGUUAUUCCUGGGAGUUUCACUGACCCAUGGCAAGUCAGAGACGUCUAUCUCCAGGGUUGAUGUUUACCCUGCAGGUUCCGGUGGCUCGGAUACAUCGUUCACUAAACGGCUCGAUACGACAUCUUACUUCUCUCGAUCAGUCAACGAGGCUGACUUUGUUGGUAAACCAUUGGUGAUUGGAGAUCGAGUGUACUACUUCUAUCGUGAGUUAGCCGUUGAGCAUGUGAAUCAAGGCAAGAUGGUGUACAGUAGAGUGGCCAGAGUUUGCAAGGAUGAUGUUGGAAUUACCAGAUAUUGGUCAAGUUUUCAGAAAGCAAGGUUGAGCUGUUUUAUUGAUGGGGAUUUUGCUUUAUAUUACAAUGAAAUACAGGACAUAUUUGUUGAAGAGAGAGGAUUAGAUCACUACAUUCAUGCAGUGUUCUCUGGUGUACCUAACGGACCACAGAGCUCAGCUGUAUGUGUCUAUCGUCUGUCAGAUAUUGAUACAAUCUUUGAUACUAGCAGCUUCAAAGGUCCCCUCUCAUCAGAUCAUAUCUGGCUCACCAGACCAAGGAGUGAAGUCCCUACUCCUAGACCAGGUCUAGAUUGCAAUGACCCAACCCAGGACCUCACCUUCAUCGAGCAGUUUCCACUCAUGCAGAGACUUGCUCAAAGUGUUCCAAUAUUCACGGUCGACAAUGCCAGAUUUUCUUCCAUCGUCGUGGACAACAUUACCGAUCAACAAAUCUAUUAUGUCGGUACUGAAUCUGGCUCUGUACUGAAAGCGUAUCGUGAAUUUCCUGGUGAUGCAGAAUUCAAAGUUUAUGAAUUAAGUGUGACGGAUAACAAGCAGCCCAUAGUUGGUCUUCAGCUAGCCGGAGACAGCACAAACCGUCACAUCAUAGCUGUAUCAGAUAAUGCCGUGUACAGAGUGCCUCUACAUAACUGUGCUACAAACUGUGAAAGGAGAUGUUCAGAACUUUUGAAGGGCUAUUGCCACUGGGAAGGCGGUUGCUGUAGAGCCAAUGGCCAAUCAACAUGUGCUGAGAACCCAUCAGAUGUUUAUGUGAGCCUUCAGCCCAGUCAGUCAGUGACGGUUUGUGAGAAUGAAAAGAUUCAGCUCUAUUGCCAAGCCCAGACUGACCCCUUCUGCCCUGCUAUCACCCUGGAAUGGACCAAGGAUGGCGGUCAACCCAUCAAUGACCUCGGUCAUCUUAUCAGUAUGGAUCAGCUGUUUGAUGACCCAUCGGACCAGCUUAGUGUCCUGACUGUCCAGUCGGCUCUCGCUAGGAAUAGUACAUCCAUGGAAUGCACCGCUCAGAUGAAGAUUGGAGGCGUGCCUUAUAAGACCACAAAGUCAACCACUAUUAACAUUACAAAUUGUAUCACUACUGCCGCCUUGGAGAGGAGAUACACUCUUCAUCAGAAACUACACGCGGAGAAUCAAGAUAGCAAGAAAUGCUCUGUUGAUGUCUUUGACUGUGCUAAUUGUGGCUGCUUUCCUUAGACCAUCGAUCAGACUACCCAAGGA